GGUAGAGGUUUCUUUAGGCUGAAUAAGCAAGUUCUAGAAAACCCAGGGAUCGGUGAAUGGGUAGAGGAUCACAUGAAUAGGUGGGAGUCGGCAAAGAAUUAUUUUGCUGAUCCAGCGGAGUGGCUGGAUGGAGGAUUGGCGAUUGUUUCAGGGAUCCUAGACGUAUGCUCACGGAUUCUGGCCAAGGAAAGAAAUGUGAAAGAAGCGGAAUGCAGGAAAAGAGUUGAGGAGGCGGAAGCACGCAUAGAAGGUCACCCCAUAUCAGCAAUGGUUUGGGCGGCAGAAAGGGAACGCAGAAUGGGGGAAUGGGACAAAAUACAGCAGGACAAACAGAAGAGAUGGGCAGGGUUACUCAGAGAAAAAGGGAUCGAGUGCCACGAUCAGAUAACAAAGGAAACUUUCCAGAAGUUGCAGCCACGACGGACCCAACAGCAGACCGUGGAACUCCGCCACCCUUUCGAUUGCAACGCUCCGAACGCCGCCACUGCUACAGGCAUGUUACACUACGCCAAGCUCUACUAUGAGGACAUCCUCACUACCAGACGCCCGCAGGAAGACCCAACAACGGAUCUUUCAACAGACUCGGACAUGUGGGAAGAUACGAAAGUAACACUGUCAGAUACUGCCAGACUAGACCUGGACCGGCCGGUCUCUUUGGAGGAACUGACACAGACUGUUAAGUCCAUGGCCAAGGGGAAGUCCCCAGGCAUUGAUGGACUGUCCGUUGAGUUCUACAUCGCCGCAUGGGGUACGAUAGGUCCGAAAUUGGUCGAAUUGUAUAAUCAGAUAUUGGUAGGAGGUCGUUUGGGUAAAGGGAUAACGCAUGGGGUGAUUAGCAUGUUAUUCAAAAAAGGAGAUAAGUCUGAAGUCAGGAACUGGCGGCCAAUCUCGUUGUUGAUCGUACCUUACAAGAUCUUAGCUAAAACACUAGCACGUAGGUUAGGGAGAUAUCUACCGGAUCUAGUGGAAGGGGACCAGGGCGCGUUUGUCCAAGGGCGCUCGAUUUUCAAUAACAUUGUCACAGCGCUGGAAGUGUUGGAAUGGGUGCAGUCAGAGAACAUGGAUACAGCCAUUCUACUAUUGGACCUCGAAAAGGCGUAUGACAAGGUUGGUUGGCCUUUCGUGUUCACGACGCUGAGAAGAAUGGGCUUCGGCACCUCCUUUUGCAAGUGGACAGUGGCAAUGUAUACGCUGUCGACAUCUGCAGUGAUGAUCAACGGACACCUGUCAGCACCCUUCAACCUCACACGCUCGCUGCGACAAGGUUGCCCGCUGGCACCGUUCCUCUUCGUGGUUCUUCUCAACAGACUGCGGAGAAACCCAAGAAUCAAAGGCCUGACUUUGCACAGUGCGACACAGUGCAAAGUCAAGGCUCUUGCAGACGAUCUUUUCGUCAUCAGUGAAAACUCCAACGAGUCCUUAUCCUCCCUGAAAGACACCCUCACGGAGUACUCGGUUUUGUCGGAAGCAUCAGUUAACUGGAACAAAUCAGUGUUCCUGUUACCAGCGCAGUUUGAACUUUCGGUGCAAUGGGGGAUGAAAAGGAUAUCAGAAGGAGAGGAGGAAAGGUUUUUGGGUGUUCUGGUCUCCCUUCACAUUGAGGCGUCUACGCAAGUUAGGGAAGUGUCAAGCAAUGUCUGGAGAACCAUCAAAAGCCUAGUAGCCCGCUUUAUCUGGAAACCGAAAACCAAGGAGGGAGAGGGCUGUUUGAUUAAAGUAGCUUGGGAACUGCUAACCUUUCCGCGAUGCGAAGGAGGUUUGAACCUGGUGGAGCCCGUGAGCAAGAACCAGGCCCAGCUCAGCAUGUGGCUGGCAAGAGUAGCUAAUGCUGCAGAGAAGGAACAUUGGAUGGAGCUAGCAGAACAAAUCCUCAUGAAGGAGUGGGAUUUGAGCCGGCCGCAAGACGUUUGGUCCUGUUUGUUCAUUCACUCCUUCCAAAGGAAGCGAGUGAAAUCACGUUUCUGGCGCGAAGUUCUCAAAGCAUGGAGCAAACUACCACCAGACGGGCGUACCCAACCAGUAACAAAAGAGGAGGUGAAGGAUCAAAUUCUCUUCGAGAACCCCCAGAUAGUGACUGAGCAAGGCAGCUGGUUCAAAGCAGACGGCUCAACAGCCUCAUUUGGGUUGGCAUGGAUACGGAAAGGCGUGGUUACAGUUAGGGACCUUUGGGACUCGAUGUUGGGAACAUGGCGACCCCGUGCAGACAUACUGGGAAAAUUCUCUCCACUGAGAAAUGUAGAACUGCACUGGAUACAACUGCUGAAGGCCAUUCCUGACGAGUGGUGCAGAAUACUGGGCCCGGACGGAAUCGACCCUGAAGGAACCUGGUACUGCCCAGAAAGUGAAGAGUCGGAGGAAAUAUGGAAGCUGAUGGAAGUCUUCCCCAGUGGAUUCAGGAAAGUCCAUAAAUGGCAAUGUCAGAGGCACUCUAAGGAACUGUCCUGCAUCAGCGAAGCGGUGAUCCAAAUCUGGGAAAACCCCCCGCAAGCAAGGGUAGUGGACCGCAGAAGAACGCCGAGAGCAAGGGCAAAAUGGGUGUGGGUGGGUCAUGUUCCUCUUCAGAAACUGCGAAUCGAUCCGGAGGCAUGGAGCUGGACGACGAGUGAAACAAGGAGUCUGACGGAGUACUCAGUGGCAAAAAGCUACAACUUGAGAUGGAAGAAGAACACCACAAGAACCCCUGCAGAUGUGGCCAUCAAGAGAUGGCAGGCGGUCUUUGCUGAGGACUUAUCGGAGGAAAAGUUGUCCUUCCAUGACCUGUGGAAAAUGCUACCCCUCCUGCCCAAUGGCAAACAAGCUUCAAUUCUGUGGCAGAUUUCUCUGAUGGUGACGCCGUCAGCUGUAUGGCUCACGAGCAGAGGAAUGCAAGUGGAGUUGAAAUGUUCGCGCUGCAGCUGGCCGUUUGAAUCCACGAGGCACCUUUGGUGGGAGUGCCCAACCUCAAAAAGAAUCUGGAGGUGGUGGAAGCAUCAUUGGCAACAUUUCGGAGACCCAGUGGUGGACUGGGAGGAGAAGUGGGUUUUAUUUGGUUUCCUCCCAGAAGGUUCCUACAACAACCGUGGCUGGGCCUACAUUGCCCAGGUGGCAAGAGGGCUGCUGUGCGAAAUCAUCUGGAGAGACAGAAAUAGGGCAAGGUUCGAGAAAAGACCGUUCUCAGACUUGGAGAUCAAGAGGGCGGUAAGACAGGGUUUGAGGGAAGCAAUCAAGGUUGACUGGAGGAAGAGGGCAAAAGCAGGGAAAGGAAGUAGAAGACAACUACAGUGGUUCUUGGAUACGUGGGCAAACAGACACCAGCUAGCAGGGAUUCACAAGACAAAAGGUCUGGUCUUUUCUCCCUGGAUUACGGAGUGGGUCGAAGAUGGGAGGGUGUAAUCAAUCCUCACACAGUUUAGUUACAUAUUCUUUGGGAGGGGAACCAGGGCACUCGGUUCCCCAUUGGAAACAGAGCAAG
Molecule: messenger RNA, 3451 nt
Organism: Chara braunii
Lineage: Eukaryota; Viridiplantae; Streptophyta; Charophyceae; Charales; Characeae
Source: the annotation of a GenBank genome assembly